AUGACUGCUAUAUUUAAGGUUCCAGUCAAAAAACAAAUCCCGGCAAUUCUUGACCAUCUUUCGGAUGAUUGUAAAAAUUUCAUCAUACAAUGCUUGCAGUGGAGUCCGUCAGACCGCCCUACUGCCACUCAACUUCUUGAGCACCCGUUCGCGAAUAACAUGGGUUCGUCUGAAAGAUUGAUUGAAAUUGCCGUUAUAAGUCAUUUACGACAUCCAAACAUUGUACAGUAUUAUGGAUCUGAGAUGGUGGAUGACAAACGUCGUAUAUAUUUGGAGUAUAUAUCUGGUGGGUCUCUUCGUAAUAUCCUUAAUGAGUAUGGCCCAUUGGGUGAACAGGCUAUUCGCAGCUAUACUCAGCAGAUUUUAUCUGGACUCUCUUACUUGCAUGCUACCAAUACGGUUUAUACUUCAUAUAGGGACAUAAAAGGAGGAAACAUAUUGGUUGAUCCUAAUGGAUGGGUGAAAUUAGCGGAUUUCGGGAUGGCAAAACAUGUAAGUCGUAUAGAUAACUUGCUAGGGAUGAGCACGGUACCCGUUCGGUACCGGAAAAACGAGAAAAGUGGAUACCGGUACGGUACUGGUGUUUUACCCGUAAAUACCGGUACCGAAAAACGGGAAAGUAGGUAUCGUUCUGGUUAA
This is a messenger RNA of Helianthus annuus (common sunflower), 639 nucleotides long. Its product is annotated as mitogen-activated protein kinase kinase kinase YODA-like. Gene Ontology annotation, biological process: protein phosphorylation. The record is from RefSeq and is a predicted model, not a curated record. Gene Ontology annotation, molecular function: ATP binding; protein kinase activity. Lineage: Eukaryota; Viridiplantae; Streptophyta; Magnoliopsida; Asterales; Asteraceae. Bases 1 to 639 code for a protein of 212 amino acids. The transcript has 4 exons.